Cynara cardunculus var. scolymus (artichoke) is the source of this 1767-nucleotide messenger RNA. Its product is annotated as calreticulin-3. Gene Ontology annotation, cellular component: endoplasmic reticulum membrane; endoplasmic reticulum. Bases 29 to 1330 code for a protein of 433 amino acids. The transcript has 14 exons. Gene Ontology annotation, molecular function: calcium ion binding. The record is from RefSeq and is a predicted model, not a curated record. Gene Ontology annotation, biological process: protein folding. NCBI's taxonomy places the organism in Eukaryota, Viridiplantae, Streptophyta, Magnoliopsida, Asterales, Asteraceae.
CAGCAAAUUAUGCCAUUACUGCUAAAAGAUGAGCAAGCAUGGAGUUGGAAGGUCUGCGCCUCAGCAGCUUAAAUUUGCAGCGCUUUUGCUUGUGCUACUCUCAUCUUUCUGUAAUGUUUGCUUCUCCGAGAUCAUCUUUGAGGAGCGAUUUGAAGAUGGGUGGCAGAGCCGGUGGGUGAAGUCUGAUUGGAAAAAAAGUGAAGGGAAGGCGGGUUCAUUUAAGCACACAGCUGGGUCAUGGUCUGGUGAUCCAGAUGAUAAAGGUAUUCAGACAUCAACUGAUGCCAGACAUUUUGCCAUCUCUGCUAAGAUUCCAGAAUUCAGCAACAAAAAUAGAACAUUGGUAUUACAGUACUCGAUUAAAAUUGAACAGGAUAUUGAGUGUGGUGGUGGUUAUAUCAAGCUUAUGUCUGGAUAUGUCAACCAAAAGAAAUUUGGUGGCGACACUCCAUAUAGUGUGAUGUUUGGACCAGAUUUAUGUGGCACACAGACAAAGAAGCUUCAUGUUAUCCUUUCCUACCAGGGGCAAAAUUAUCCUAUCAAGAAGGACUUGCAGUGUGAAACAGACAAGUUAACCCAUUUCUACACGUUCAUCCUUAGGCCUGAUGCAAGUUAUAGUAUUCUAAUAGAUGGCAGGGAAAGAGAUUCUGGAAGUAUGUAUACAGACUGGGAUAUCCUUCCACCCCGUAAAAUCAAAGACGUGAAGGCCAAAAAGCCUGCAGAUUGGGAGGAAAGAGAAUAUAUUGAUGAUCCAGAUCAAGUCAAGCCUGAGGGGUAUGAUUCAAUCCCAAGAGAAAUUCCUGACCCCAAAGCUAAACAGCCUGAUACCUGGGACGAAGAUGAGGAUGGGAUGUGGAGACCACCUAAGAUACCAAAUCCGGCAUACAAAGGACCAUGGAAACCAAAGAAAAUAAAAAAUCCAAACUACAAGGGGAAAUGGAAGAUUCCUUGGAUUGAUAACCCAGAAUUUGAAGAUGAUCCUGAUCUAUAUGUGCUCAAGCCAAUCAAAUAUGUGGGGAUAGAGGUUUGGCAGGUAAAAGCUGGAUCUGUUUAUGACAACAUUCUCAUCUGUGACGAUCCAGAGUAUGCAAAAGAUGUGAUCCAAGAAGUUUUCGCUAAUAGAGAGAUCGAAAAAGAAGCAUUGGAGGAAGCAGAGAAAGCAAAAAAAGCGAGGGAGGAAGAGGAAGCACAAAGGGCAAGAGAGGAAGGUGAAAGGAGGAAGAGAGAACGAGGUUAUGAUAGAAGGCAUCGAGAUAAGGAGCGUUACAAGGAUAGAUACAGAAAGCGCAAUCGCCAUGAUUACCUUGACGAUUAUCAUGAUGAGCUAUGAGAUGUGCCGAUUCACGCCUUAUUGCACAGUGCAGUUACCACGGGCAAUUUGUUUCCUUUUCAUAUUUAAAUUGUAGCGCUAUGAUGGUCGUACCAUCAUAAUUGUACUAUUGUCGGGUAGGAAUCCCAUGUGAUCUUGUACGGUGCAGCUAAGUUGCAUUUUUGUGGCGAACACUUGCUGUUGCAAAUUUAUCGUGAAUUCUGAGCUCUGGGCUGGGUUGGUUUUGGUUUCUUCUUUUACUGAAAGGGUUCAUGACCAUAGCUGGUUAGAAAGGGUCCGAAAUGACUAUAUUUUGAAUUUUUUUAGUCGCCACUUGGCAGCUUCUCAUUGGAUGACGAACUAGCCGUUAAAUGGGGUCAAGAAGCUAGAUAAGAGAGAGGAUGACUUGUUUCAAGGGAGUGUUUUAAUAUGAAACAAACCUCACUUUGUACUUGUAU